Colletotrichum karsti is the source of this 1350-nucleotide messenger RNA. RefSeq lists its product as uncharacterized. NCBI's taxonomy places the organism in Eukaryota, Fungi, Ascomycota, Sordariomycetes, Glomerellales, Glomerellaceae. The transcript has a single exon. The record is from RefSeq and is a predicted model, not a curated record. Bases 1 to 1350 code for a protein of 449 amino acids. Gene Ontology annotation, molecular function: protein binding.
AUGUUGUUGCUACUCAACCUCCCCGUCGAGGUUCUUGAGGCCGUCGUGCAGGCUUCAGAUACCGUAUCGACCCUGAACAGCAUCGCUCGUACAUGUCGUCACCUGAAAACAAUCGCCAACCCCAUCCUUCAUCGAAGAGCCCUCCAAGAGAAAGCCUGCUGGGACUGGGCCACCAAACGCGACAGAGGCGACAUUUUUGAACGGGUUCUCGCCCAUCAGAUAACAUCGCGAUGGGUCUUCCGUGCCCAUGACCUCAACGUGUGUCUCCUCGAGGCCUUGAAAGCCGGCAGCUUCAGAAUUGCCAAUAUCCUCCUUGACGCGGGUGCGGAAGUGCUAUACAGCGCCGGCUCGCGACAAUGUCCCCGCUGUGAUGAGACGGUGGAUUGGCUGAAAGGGCAAUCUCGUCUCCAUCUCGGCUCUCUCGCCAUAGCCGCACGAAGCCGUUAUCACCUCACAUUCUGGUACAGAUCUAUCCCUGUCAAGCCCUAUAAUUCCGAGACCGAGUAUUGGCGGCUGAAGAAGCGAGCGAUGGAGAAGAUCCUGCGUCAGUUGAGGAAGGACUUGGACCAAAACCGCUUAAAGAAUCCUGAGGUCAGCCGUGAUGAGUAUCAGAGGGAGUUAGACAUUGCUCUCGUCGAAGCAGCCAGCGCGGACGCUCACUCGAUCGAGCUGAUGGACUUUCUUCUCACAGCCGGCGCCAACAUCAACGCAGACGCCAGCGUCAAUGCAGGCGUUGACAACAGCCCGCAGGUCGUCGGCCAGGUGUGGCAUAGUGCUGUGGAUGAAGAGGUUCCAAGUCUUUUCCGCGCCAAGGUUGAGUUUCUUAUAAACCACGGCGUCGACACGACAAGAGUGUGGUCCUGGCACGGCGUCCAGACAACCAUCGACUUCUUUCUCAGAAAGUUGCAAUGGGCUUACCUGUACACAGGCGAUGCCUCUUUCGUCGAGAGAAAUCUGCUUUUCACCGACAUUCUAGAGUCGUUUGGAUGUUUGCAGUGGCCGCAGGUUCGGUUUGGACACUCGACGGCGGAAAACGGGUCUUUGCCAGACAUGCAGGUCCGCGACGUGAACGAACCGGGUGCGAGAGAGUUGCAGAUGAUUUUUGAUGAUGAUCCCGGGAGCAUGAAAUCCAUGGCGCUUCUAGAGGCGCUACGGAGUCACUUGCGCCGCAAACAGCCCGGGAACUGCGCAGAGACGUCCUCGUCCGUGGCUGAGCAGCCAGAGGUCUAUGGUACUAAGGAGAUUCGAGACUUUGAUGCUUGUUGUCUAGAGCUUCCGAGGGGAAUCGAAGGGUUGGAGGAGCUUUAUAGAACUUGGAUUGCUGAGCGUCAAUGCCUCAAUGUAACAUGA